AUGGCCCAGCGGCGGCAGGAGGACACCGUUAUUAGCCACUUCUCCCAUCCGUAUCCAGGGCACGAGCUGGUGAAGCGGCACUACACUGGGCCGUUCCGCUGCGACAUGUGCUGCCAAGACUUGUCCGGCGCAGGAUAUGGCUGCAGCGCAGGCUGCGACUUUGCCAUCCACGACUCUUGUGUCGGCUACUCGCAGACGUUCUCCUCCCCGCAGCACGAAGCGCACCCACUCGUGCUCAUCCAGACCCGCCAAGACGCGACCCUCUUGUGUGACGUCUGCUUGGGGCAUUGCGCUCCGGGAUCCUUCCUCUACCGCUGCCCACCAUGCGGGUUUGACAUGCACCCGACCUGCGGGCGGCUGCCCAAGGUUGUGCGCAGCGCGCGGCACACGUACCCGGCGCACGACCUCACACUGGUCGUCGCCGAUGGCUGCUGUGCCGCAUGCGACAAAGGCGUGAGGCGGGCAUCGUACUACCGUUGCACAACUUGCAAUGUCGACUUACACGUCUCGUGUGCAGCGACCGCUAGCAACAACAACAGCGCUCAUGAAGCUGAAAUAGCCCUUCAGGCUGAGAUUGUACGAUCAAGGAUCGCAGCCCAGGGUAGACGCGCCGCGCUGGACCUGCUGAGCCCUGCAUAUAUAGUACGAAGAGAGUACUUCUAG
Aegilops tauschii subsp. strangulata is the source of this 663-nucleotide messenger RNA. RefSeq names its product protein VACUOLELESS GAMETOPHYTES-like. Lineage: Eukaryota; Viridiplantae; Streptophyta; Magnoliopsida; Poales; Poaceae. The record is from RefSeq and is a predicted model, not a curated record.